UAAACUUUAGAUACGUAUUUAGGUUUAUGCAUUUUUAAUUUAUGUGUAUAGUAAUCACGAUUAACCAGUAUAAAUUAUAAUAUAAAUCAGUAAAAAAGUCGUGACUGUAAGCUGUAAGCAAAAGUUACUGAUAUCGUGUGAUUGGGGUCAUUAUUCGAUCAAUAUAUUAUAGGCUUCUCGUGGAAAGUUUUUACAAAUAUCGACCACUAAAGAAUGUUAAUCGGGAAAAGACUCUUCGCUUGAAUAAAUUCUCAUUUAACUUGAAAAACGAAAGUGGUUGCAUUCGUAUUGUAAUUAUGUAAGGAAUUAACUCUAAUUUAGUUGCAUCAUGUGUUAAAUAUCGUCAAUGACGAAAUAAACAGCGUAUGUACGACGGCUCCAUUGAUUCGCUGGUACUGUAUACGAUAUAGCGCUUUAAUGUACCAUCCCCGCCUCCCUAACGCCCACGCUCCUCAGUACCGCCGGUCGACAGGAUGCUAGACACCCAGUGGAGGCGCCAUCUACGAUGAACUCCCGGAUGUACAUCACGUUUCUAGUGUUGAUUUCAUUGGCAGAGACGUUUGCUUCCGUUUGCAGCAGAUGUUUGAACAAUAGCACCUGUCGGACCGUGACGUCAGAACACGUUACUAUGAAUACCUGCGUAUGUCGUCAUGGAUACUUCGGAAGCCGAUGUGAAUCUCACGUGAAGUUGAUGAUGUCAGCAUAUAGCGACGAGAGUGUGACGUUACAGGUGGAGUUAAUUUAUCGGUCGUUUGCCGGAAAAGAAGAAACGCUACUGGAAUCAAAAACCAAACGACCAGGUGUAAAUACGUUUGUACCGGAUGUGAGCGACCCUAUUGAUGACAUUGGGAUCUCUGUUCAUUAUUGGCCAGCAGAUAAAUCCGGAAGUUGCAAUAUUCAGCCGAUCAGAAUUACACCAGACGAUCACGUGACUAUAUACGGUCUGCGCGCGCAGACCGCUUACAAUUUGUGUCCCCAAGUUGGACAUCAAGACUGGUGCAUACGCACUUUGGAUGAGCAUUCAGAUUCUAACUGUGUGACUAUUGUGACAAAGCAAAAACACAUAUUUUUGAACACGGCGUUGUUGUAUACGAUAAUCGCGGGCUCCAUAGCGGUGGUAGGCCUCGUAAUCUUGGUAAUUAUCUUCAUAAUAGCGUGGAGGAGUAGGUAUUUCAGUCAAUUAAUAUGUAUAAAACGUAAACGUCAAACUUUUAGACAGAGACGCAACAAACGACGAAAAGCGAAGAAAUCUGAAAUUCAAAUGACGAACCUGUUUAAUGGGGCGAGCUCCCACUCGUUUGUAGAAGCCUACCAGAUCCCGGAAACCGAUAAUUUGGCUACGGGCUUACUAAAUCCCGAACUUUCCCGCACACCCGGAUCGGGAAUGAACGGGCACGGUAUUAACAUUCACGCGCCAAAAAGCCCGGGAAAGCCUUUACACCAGCUCGUGCAGAACAUGUCACGUGGUUAUGUGGAAUAUUCCGCGGCAAAUGAGCAGGCGAUUCCGUUGUCGGCUGUAAUUAAUUACGGGGAAGGUCCGGAUGAUUUGCAAUAUAGUCCAUAUAGUUCAUAUGACGAUUUAACCUAAAUUUCUGUUUGUGCUGAAAUUUUAUGUUUUUUAGCAUUUACUUUUUGUUAGUUUUGUGUUGCUUUUUUUUUGG
Messenger RNA from Dreissena polymorpha, 1661 nucleotides. RefSeq lists its product as uncharacterized. NCBI's taxonomy places the organism in Eukaryota, Metazoa, Mollusca, Bivalvia, Myida, Dreissenidae. Gene Ontology annotation, biological process: positive regulation of cell population proliferation; epidermal growth factor receptor signaling pathway; positive regulation of mitotic nuclear division. The transcript is spliced from 3 exons. Bases 506 to 1588 code for a protein of 360 amino acids. The record is from RefSeq and is a predicted model, not a curated record.